Molecule: messenger RNA, 1232 nt
Organism: Caenorhabditis sp. 36 PRJEB53466
Lineage: Eukaryota; Metazoa; Nematoda; Chromadorea; Rhabditida; Rhabditidae
Source: the annotation of a GenBank genome assembly
AUGGCGGCACCAGCAGAAUCCGAGUUCGCCUCGCCGAUUCCUCAAACUAAUCCGGGUUCGUACGAAGAACUUCACCGCAAGGCACGCGAUGUGUUCCCGACGUGCUUCGAGGGCGCGAAGCUUAUGGUGAACAAGGGACUCAGCUCGCACUUCCAGGUUAGCAUUUAGAUUAGAAUACGACAAGAACAGAACUUGUGAUUCAGGUCUCACACACUCUUUCUCUCUCGGCUAUGAACACUGGAUACCGAUUCGGAGCCACCUACGUAGGAACAAAUCAGGUUGGGUUUGAGAACAGUAGAGUGAAACUCAAGUACAUUAGCUCAGGUAGGACCAGCCGAAGCAUACCCGAUUCUUCUUGGAGACACUGACGUCAGUGGAAACACCACAGCAACAAUUCUGCAUCAGAUCGGUAAGAAGGGAAGGGCAAUGCCAGCAACAGCAUUCGAUUCGUUUCAGGAAUCUACCGAACGAAGAUCCAGGGACAGAUUCAGCAAGGAAAAUUGGCUGGUGCUCAGGCUACGGUCGAGAGAAAGUGGGCGAAUCUGCAGUGGGAAAAUUGUACGAUUGAAUUGAUUGCAGGGGUCGUCUCAGCACUUUGGGUCUCACUCUGGCUAACGUGGACCUUGUUAAUGAAUCCGGAAUCCUUGUUGGACAGUUCCUCCGGAGACUGACGCCGCGCUUCGACGUAGGAACUGAGAUGGUCUACCAGUACGGAAAGAAUAUUCCAGGUAGCCGUAUUUUCAGAGAACCAAUGCAUAGAUACUUUAUUUCAGGCGGUCAGAUCUCGGUUCUCUCGUAUGCUGCUCGUUACACAGCCCAGAACUUCAUCGCCGCCGGAACCGUCGGAGCAUCCGGUAUUUAAUAAAUUUUAAAAACAUUCUUAUCGAAUUUACCGUUUCCAGGAGUACAUCUCACUUAUUUCCACAAGCAGCACGACAACCUGGCCUUUGGAGUAGAGUUCGAGUGCAAUGCGAACGUCGGAGAGGCAUGCACCACGUUGGCCUACCAGACUGAGCUUCCAGAAGAGGGCGUCACCAUGAGAGCCAGCUUUGAUACCAACUGGUGUGUAAUUCACUUCAUAGGGAUGCUCAACCCUCAUUUAUUUCAGGUCGGUCGGAGCUGUGUUCGAGAAGCGUCUCAGUCAACAAUUGCCAUUCACCUUGGCUCUGUCGGGUACUCUAAAUCACGUGAAAGCCGCCGGAAAGUUCGGAAUCGGACUCAUCAUUGGUUAA